CAGGGGUGUGGAAUUGUCUUUGCAUACGAGGACUGUUCGCUUCGAUUCGUCGGGCGUAGUCUAUCGGUGCAUGUGUGCGUUCGCGUGCGGCAUUUCCCUCUUCCCACCAACCCAAACACAUUUUAAAUAGGGUCAAGUGGCUUUGUCUAUGCAUACGAGAACUAUUCGUCUCCAUGCGUCGAGCGUAGUUUAUCGGUGUAUUUGCACGUUCGCCCAUGUGCGUGCGGCAUUGCCCUCCUUGACCCGCCUACCCAAAAACCAUAUAAACGUUUCCAUUGACCAGACAUUGCAUACCACAAAAACCUGCAUAACCCAAAAAGCAUUUGAUCACAAGGGUCCAGUGGCGUUUUUUGCAUACGAGGACCGUUCGCCUUGAUACGUCAGGCGUGGUUUAUCGGUGCAUUGUGCGUUCGCGUGCGGCACCAC
Messenger RNA from Suillus clintonianus, 426 nucleotides. RefSeq lists its product as uncharacterized. Bases 149 to 376 code for a protein of 75 amino acids. The transcript has a single exon. NCBI's taxonomy places the organism in Eukaryota, Fungi, Basidiomycota, Agaricomycetes, Boletales, Suillaceae. The record is from RefSeq and is a predicted model, not a curated record.